Molecule: messenger RNA, 4705 nt
Organism: Linum trigynum
Lineage: Eukaryota; Viridiplantae; Streptophyta; Magnoliopsida; Malpighiales; Linaceae
Source: the annotation of a GenBank genome assembly
UAGUUUUUACAUAACCUUUUGUAUUAAAAAGCACUUUUAAUAGUUUUUCAGCCAAACACUCAACUGUUUUUGUUUUUCGAAAAGUACUUCUCUAAAAGCUCAAGCCAGAAGCUGUUUCUGCAAAAGCUGCAGCAGGGCCAAACCGAGCUAUUAUUUUAUUUAUAUAUAGAUAAUAGGUAUGCUAGCUAUUGUUGUAACCGCGGUUGUAUUACUAUUGUGCCACUAAAUGCUAUUUUGUUAAGUUGUUCGAUAAAAUCUCCGAUAUUAUUAUUUUUUAUGGUAGUUAAUCUUUCAAUUUACAUUGCCAUCAUCUGUUCUAUUAUCACUCUGCGUAAGUCCAACCCUUUUGCUUCUGGAAUAUGCCAAUAGUUGUCACCUCCUCCAACCUUUAAUUGCACUGAGCCGACGAAGGUAUGAUUCAAUAUGGAAAGACAAAGAACCAGACAAUGGAGAUGGCGGUUAAGGCAGCGAUGACGAUGGUGCUACAGAAGGAGAAUCGGGUAUUGUAUAAACCCAACUCUGAGGUCGUUUGCUUGUAAUGUUUAUCAUCGAUUUUGGAUUAAAAUCUCAUAUCCAUGAAAUUAUGCACAAAAUUCAUGUUUGCUUAUAGGAUUUUCAUAAAAGAUAGCAUCUAGGUCCCAAUUUUACACCAUUGGUGAAAACUUCGUAAGUGGAAGCGAAAUGUUGUAGAAAAGCGUAAGCAUAAAAGCGUAACCUUUUACACAUCCUUUGAAUUAGUCAAACAUCGACCUAUCAAACGGACAUUUUUAUUAAAGUAACGAUUGUAUCUAGGCACCGGGCCGGGCCGCCCAACACGAUUAGAGCACGACACGAGCACAUGUACAAAGUAUAUAGGUCAGUCAGGCACGAGCACGAAUAAUUUUUGGGUCAUGCAUGACCUAAACUGCACGGGCAUGGUACGGUCUAUAAGUGGAUUUUGUCGAACCUAAUAUAAAUGAAUUAUAAAUUCAAAUAUUAUAAAACACAAAAACAAAAACAAUUAUUUAUUGUUGUUAGAAGUGAUCAUAAAGUAAUUACUACCAUAAGUAAAAAUGGACGAAGAAUCAAAAAUACCAAAUUACACCUGUUAUGCUUCCAAAUUUCUGCUCCUCCCUUAUUUUUUUACUUUUCUCAAAUAUUAUAAAUUAAUAGUUUCAUUCUCUAUGCGAACAAGGGCUUGGUCCAGUCCUAUUACCAUUAUCUUGAAUCUGAAAGUCCCGGGGUUGAGUCCGAAGCAUGCUCGUGCCUUGUCAUCAGUCCAAGCACAGCCCAGCAUCCAGGUACGACAUGUAAAAGUACCAUAAAUAAAAAUAAAAUGAAAAAUUCCCUACAACAAUUUUUUUUGGGUAGAACAAUAUUAGAAGAGCUCCUUGAUUUUUCUUUUGCGAACUUAAUACUUAAAAUUUUAAUUUUUUCCCUGGUUAGUUUUUUCCUUCUUUGUAACGGUGGCUUCUCCAUUGAUGAAUUACAAUCCAUAAACCUCAUUAAAAAUAUUAAUGGCAUCUUAACUACACUAGUAACAAAUUCGUAACUCAUCCAUGUUGCCCCCUAAACCUCCUCCUGCAAAUAUUUAACCACAAUAAUCCUGCAAAAACAACACAGGGGCCCCCCAAGUUUAAAAUUCUUUCUCCAAAUCACAUACACAAUUAAUUAAGAAAGCUCUUAAUUCUUUCUCGUCCUCUGCCGAUGAGGAACUCAAGAAGCCAUGGCGGUUUGGUCAGCUACUUGAGCAUCCUUAUUGUUGCAACCUUUUCAACUCAGUUGCUGCCUCAAGUUUUCGCGAUUCCCAGCAGCUGCAAUCUGUUCCAAGGAAGUUGGGUGUCGGAUAACAGCAGCACAUCCAAUAAUAAUAUUCCGCUGGUCUAUGAUUCCUCGCAAUGUCCCUUCAUCAACCCAUUAUUCGACUGCGCCAAGCAUGGUCGCCCUGAUCGCGGUUACCUUCGUUAUAGAUGGCAACCUAGUGCAUGCAACUUGCCCAAAUUUGAUGGGAAGGUUUUCUUGGAGAAAUUGAGAGGGAAAACCCUAGUGAUUGUUGGAGACUCGAUUUCUUUCAACCAACAAGAGUCAUUGACAUGCUUGCUUCAUGCUGCCGUUGGGCCAGACUCGAAAAUUACCACAGGCGCCAUGGGUCCAUACAACUCUAAUUACGUGACUUUCCAGGAAUAUGGAGAAGUGACGAUAGCUGAAUUCUAUACCCGGUUCUUGGCGCAAAUCACUACGGAAAAAAUCGGCCGAGUACUGAAACUUCAUCUGAUAAACGACUACGGCAACGUGUGGAAAGACGCUGACGUUCUUAUCUUCAAUAUCGGAUGGGAUUUCAUUCAAGACGGGGAAAAUAACCCGAUCGUACGAGAUAUGGACCGAACCCUAGCCUUUCGAAAAGCCCUAACAACAUGGGCGAAAUGGGUUGAUUCAGGAGUGCUGAAUUUUGCCAAAACCAAAGUAUUCUACCAAGGAUUCUACCCUGACCACUACCGUCCUUCUGAAUGGGGCCAGCCGGAGUUGAAAGAUUGUGCAUUGGAAACGGAGCCGAUGUCAGGAUCGACGUAUCCUGCCGGUCCGCCGCCGAGGCUGAGCAUAGUGGAGCAAGUGCUGAGCAGCAUAAAAAGCCCAGUUCAGUUUCUGAACGUAACAACGUUGUCACAGCUGAGAAAAGAUGGGCAUCCUGGUCGUUACAGUGACGCCGGUAAUGGGUUCGUUGAUUGUACACAUUGGUGCCUUGCUGGGAUUCCAGACACUUGGAGCAGCAUCAUAUAUGCAUAUCUUACUAGAUGAGAAUAUGCAUCGCCCUGUAACUCAGAAGACGAGUUUUUGUUCCUUCGCAAUAAUCAAUAGUGAAUACUUCAAUAUGGCCCCAACUUUGCAUAAACAAAUAAUUUUGACCCCAACUAUCAGUAAUGACAAAAAUUACGUCAAUUUUGGUAGUAAUGGAUAAUUAUGUCUUGAUAUUUGAGUUGACCAUCAACAUUAACUCUUUACAAUUUUGGUAAUAACUUUCAGAAAAUAAAAAAAAUAAAAAAUCAUUUCUCUUUCUCUUCGUAAUCACUUCCUACGCGUGCACUUCCAACGGAGGAAGGUUUUCGGAAUCUAAAAUAUACUAGCUUAUACCCGUCCGUUGGUCGGAAUAUUUUGAGAUAUCUAUUUCGAUGAUAUAUCUUGAUUAGGGGUGUCCAUUCGGGUUUACCCGAAACCGACCCGAUUAUAUAUAUUUUUGGUUUUUCGAGUUCGGGUUUGUUUCGGGUUUUUCGGUUUGGGGUUCGGUUUUGCUUAUCGAUUUUUCGGGUUCCGGCUAAAAACCUCCAAUGAAUAGAACUCAACCCGUAUUCUUAGGCGUUCGGGUUUUGGUUUUGCUUUAACCGAACUCGAUAAGGAAUUUUCGGGUUUCGAGUAACUGGAACCCGCAAGUCCUUAUCAGUUUCGGAUUCAGUUUUAGUGAUUUUUGGUUUUGGGUUUUUGAUUUUUUCGGGUUUCGGUUUGGGUAACCGAACCCGACCCGAACUAACACCCCUAAUCUUGAUAAAUAGUUAAAUAGAUUUUGUUUGGAACUAAUAGUUGACUUUUUAUAAUCGAGAUUGAUAUUAUUAAAACAUGAUAAAUAAAACUCAAUUCUUAGUAUUAAAGCAAUCAUAUGAAUUAAUAUAUUGAGAGUUUAAUUUGUAUACCUUGAACCUUAUUGAUGAAUGGUGUUCUCACUUAUCAUAAUCAAUUCCUUGAUGAAAAGUAUUAUACUUGAUUGGGAUUUUUUUUUUCUCAAUUAAUAGGUUUGUACAUGAUUCCCUUUGGAGUUUGGAAAGAUAACAUGAAGAGUGAAUACUUUGAAGUCAGGACAUAUAGACUGGAAAUAAGAACAAUGUAAACACCUUAUAGCAAGGAAGACAGAAGCUCUGGGGAGCUGUCAAUUACUAUUUUUGAAGAAUAGCUUAGAUAGAAGGAAAAAGGUUUGCUCUGCUAAAUCCACAAAUCCCCUCAAAUGAUACCAAGGUGAGAAAAACAAUUCCAAUGAAUGAAAGCAUGGAAGAAAACUAACUGAACUCGAAUGAAUUUAUUUGGCUAAAUAUGGUUGCAUUCACAAUUACGCUAAUCAUUAUUAACCACCAUCACAUGUAGGUGGAGUGUAAUUAGUCUCCAAACUAUGCAGCAUUUUGUGUACUCUCACAAUCCACGUCGAAUUUUUUACCCCAUUAAUUAUAUAAACCCUUUACCCAACACAUAAAUUCCACUUUGAAACUCAUAUAUCCCCUGAACGGUUUGACAGCUCAUUCACAAAUUAUCCAAAUUAACUACAAUUACACACAUGCAUGUCUCCAUCCCCCUUUUAGUUCCCUCGCUGCUUGCAUAUAUAGCACCAACAACACUACAUCUACAUGGACCAUACUUUGAGCUUUUUAGCGAGCAUUCCACUGACUACACUUUCACCCACCUAAGUUGCUUACCCUUACAGUUCUCAUAGCGGCAGCAGAAACAUUAGGUAUCACUGCAAGCACGCGGCACAAUUCAAUAGACAACACAUGAAUCUGAGUAACAUAAGAUUAAGAGUUUGCCAGUUUGGUGAACCAUGUUUAUCAGCAUAAACAUACAUUCAACCAUUCUAAGUAUUAUGUAUCAUCACAAACGAACAAAAAAGGCAUUGUAUUAUGUUUCAUAACAACUCAAUAGAGGAAUGUAUUUAGUCGAAAUUUCCCAUUAACAAAUGCAAACUGACAAA